CAGAACCUGGACCUGGAUUUGGACUUGGGUUUCUGGGAGCUGCAGCCACUUCUUUUCUCCGCUUGGAUUCACUGCGUGCCACGGAAAAUCUACCUUCCGGUCCUCCGUGGGUGGACUAAAGUUAACCAGGACUUAGCCCUUGACUCGGGGGAUUCAGGGGAAGCCCCGUGGGGCUAGAAGGCGUCCCGGAGCAUCCUUCUUGGCCAACAGGACUAGAAAGGGAGAGGAAUGAAAAGUGGAGGGUAGUGCAGAGAGCGGGGUCAGCCCGGGAGCCUUCGCCCUCCGCGCCCCACCCAGGAAGCGUCUGUGGACGACUGCAAAGUUUCCCUUUUUUCGCUUUCUCAUCAGUGUGAGCCCCACUGAAGUAAGCGCCCGAGAAGUUAAAGCAAAUACCGUAACUUGCGGGCUUUACCUCCCCGUCCUCACCCCUCGUGAUUUCCCGUCUGCUCUCCCUUACUCCUACCGGCCAUGGGCAGCCGAGACUACCUGUUCAAGGUGCUGGUGGUGGGAGACGCCGCCGUGGGCAAGACGUCCCUCGUCCAAAGGUACUCCCAGGACAGCUUCAGCAAACACUACAAGUCCACCGUGGGAGGUGAGAGCCCGGUCUGGGAGAGAGGCAGCCUAACCCAGUGGACUUUGCUCUGAAGGUUGUCCAGUGGUCUGAUUCAGAAAUGGUGCGGCUCCAGCUAUGGGAUAUUGCAGGCCAGGAGAGAUUCACCUCCAUGACUCGUCUGUACUAUCGGGAUGCCUCAGCCUGUGUCAUUAUGUUUGAUGUCACCAAUGCCACCACCUUCAGUAACAGCCAGAGGUGGAAGCAAGACUUGGACUCUAAGCUCACACUGCCCAGUGGGGAGCCUGUGCCCUGCCUGUUAUUAGCCAACAAGAGUGAUCUAUCCCCAUGGGCAGUGACUAGGGACCAGAUUGACCGGUUCAGCAAAGAGAAUGGUUUCAUUGGCUGGACCGAGACAUCAGUCAAGGAGAACAAAAACGUUAAUGAAGCUAUGAGAGUCCUUAUUGAACAGAUGGUGGCCAAUACCAGGGAAGGCAGCAUAUCUGUGUCCUCGCAAGGUGACUACAUCAAUCUGCAAACAGCAUCCACAUCUGGCUGGUCCUGCUGUUAAUUGUGUGCAGCUUUCUCCUUAUCUCGGAUGGGGAAGAUCUGACCAUCUCUUCAUUUUCCUUCCAUACCUACCCAGCUGCCUAAUUAAGAACUUGUGAUGAAUCUACUGAGAGAACACCAGCCUUGUUCCUUCAGAGCAUUUCCUCCUGACCCAGCAGGGCAGUACCUCAUUACUCAGACAAGACCUCUAAGUUCCUGUGUAUGUUUCUACAUUGGUUAGGGAUAGGCUGUGUGGCCUGGGUAGGGGUUCAAAGGAAGAUCCUUUAUGCCCCUUCUCACAAGACCUGGAUGGAAUUUUAUUGACAUGAGGGUAGAUGGAAGACAGCACACUUUUUCGUUAUGAACCCCAACUGUCCUUGAGGAUAUCAUUCCAUGAUGGCAACAUCUUGACUUCAGACCAAAAGAACAAAGAUCAAGAUGUUUUCUUGCCAAACUCUUUUGUGGGUCAUUACUUUUGUAGCUCCCUCUGUGGCCUGGACUUUGGAUUGAAAUGUCUAACUCUUCUCUGGCUGUCUGCAAACUUGGAACAACUCUAGAAACCCUUGUAUUGCAUUUGUGGUUUUGGAAAGGCUCUGAAAUCAUGAGGGCCUUCUCUCUCUCUCUCUCUCUCUCUCUCUCUCUCUCUCUCUCUCUCUCUCACACACACACACACACACACACACACACAGUGGUGGAACUUUUAAUCCAUCUGUCUUUUGUGAUGAGAGUCUCUCUCUAAGUAUGGACAGGGAGGAAAUGACUAGCAAGUCUUUCUGUGGUCUUUUUACUCAUGAUCCAAGAGUAUAGUUUUACAGGCAGACUGGUUAAUGGAGAACCUGAUGCUCACUCAACUCAGCAAGACAUUUGCUUACUACGAUGUACGUCUUAGUUAGAAAGGGGACUUCGAAGCUCCCUGAAUCUGAGAGGAGGAAACAAAGGGAAGAGGAGAGGUGAGCAAGACUGGAUUCCAAGGGGCUGCUUAGGUCUUGGUGUAAAGUUUAUAGCUACAGAAAGGUAGUAUGGUCCUACGGAUAAGGAGGCUUACUAUAUAUAAAUAUAUAUAUAUAAAACAUUAAGCACAAAAAUCCCAGGAUUCUGUUUCAGGUCCUAGUUCAUUUCUGGAUGGUUGGAUUUUUCCAUGGGAUUGAAGUUUAAGGGAAUGCUCUUUGAGGUCAGUUAUCCACUCAGGGCUAAAGCUGAGUGAUAUGUCAACAAAGGUGGAAGUGAUGAACACAGGGGCCAGAUACCAGGGAUAGAAAAGAAGCCAAAACCUUUCCGAUAGAAAUUUAAGCCAUUUCAUACAACUUUUGUACAGUCCCUAGAGGCCUUUAAAGAUUCCUUUUGUGUUCAAUAAAUUUUGUUGCAAAUUGUGGGAAUUCCUUUUGUACUAUUACUCAAACAAGGUUUUUGACUGUGAUAUUCUCAAGUAAACAUCAUGUAAUAGUCACCUUUUGUGAAGGAGAAAUUAAUUUUAAUCCACUCUAUUGGACUGAAAAAUCAUGAUCAAAUUGGAAAUAAAAGUCUUGUGUGCUCA
Molecule: messenger RNA, 2633 nt
Organism: Dromiciops gliroides (monito del monte)
Lineage: Eukaryota; Metazoa; Chordata; Mammalia; Microbiotheria; Microbiotheriidae
Gene: RAB29
Product: RAB29, member RAS oncogene family
Exons: 5
Coding region: 672-1121 (149 amino acids)
Biological process (GO): vesicle-mediated transport
Cellular component (GO): vesicle; Golgi apparatus; trans-Golgi network
Molecular function (GO): GTPase activity; GTP binding
Source: RefSeq, a predicted model, not a curated record